Penicillium cataractarum is the source of this 321-nucleotide messenger RNA. RefSeq names its product putative NADH-ubiquinone oxidoreductase 12 kda subunit. Bases 1 to 321 code for a protein of 106 amino acids. The transcript has 2 exons. The record is from RefSeq and is a predicted model, not a curated record. NCBI's taxonomy places the organism in Eukaryota, Fungi, Ascomycota, Eurotiomycetes, Eurotiales, Aspergillaceae.
AUGCCAACCCCCGAGUCCGCCGCAUUCCUCGCCAAAAAGCCCACCGUGGCUCCGACCUACGAAGGCGUCGACUUCGAAGACAACGUCGCCCUGCACAAUGCCCGUGACGCGAUUAUCCGCGAGCAGUGGGUGCGCAGUAUGAUGGCUCGUCUUGUCGGUGAGGAAUUGGGCAAGUGCUAUGCGCGUGAGGGUGUGAAUCAUCUUGAGAAGUGUGGUGUGCUGCGCGAGAAAUACUUCGAGUUGCUCAAGGAGCGCAAGGUUAAGGGUUACCUUUUCCAGGAGAAGAACUACUUUGGUGGCGAGGCGGACAAGUCUUCUUAA